ACCAUGGACUGUUUCCCAUUUCGUUUUCGGUUUGAGUUGGAACACUUGGGACGAAAACCGAAGAAAGUGCAGCUGAACUGUAAUGCCAUACCUUCAGUGCAUGCCGCACCAGAACCAUUGCCAUUGGCAGUUACCCCUAAGUCUAAGAACAGUUCCAAGGAGAAACGGAAGGCAUCUACUAGCAAAUCAGUCACCUCCACAUCAGCAUCACCAACAGUGACAAAUACAACACCAACAGCAACUAAGACUAGAGCAAUGCCAUUCCCACUAGAAAUGUUGUCACCUUCUGAGGAUGCAGUAUGCCAAAGUUCUCCUCCAAAGAAAGUUCGUAGAGGAUAUGCAAAGAGAGAAACUGCAAGGCUUAUAGCUGAACAUGUCCAUAAAACAGCUGGAAAUACUUCAUCUGCAGCAGUAGUUGACAGCAGUUAGGGAGAUGGUGUGGAUGCACAUGUAGUAGAGGAAACAACCGAAUUAUUGUGUGUUGAAGAGGCUACAGAAUUUGUUUUAGAAGAACAUGGUCC
Molecule: messenger RNA, 521 nt
Organism: Mytilus trossulus (common blue mussel)
Lineage: Eukaryota; Metazoa; Mollusca; Bivalvia; Mytilida; Mytilidae
Exons: 3
Coding region: 4-429 (141 amino acids)
Source: RefSeq, a predicted model, not a curated record